UCUUUUGUUCGAUCGUGUUGUAUUUGUUUUUGAGAGAGCGAAGCGUCUCAAGCGUCUGCCCGAGUCACAGUAGUCACACACAGAGGCCGUAUUGCUCUCUGACAAGAGGCAUGAGCUAAUAAAAAUUUAAGAAGAAGUCUGCCCGAGCCGAGUGCGAGUAGUGCGAGGUCAGUGCGAAGUGCGAGUCACAGACCACAGUCAGUCGAUGACAGGAUUGCCAGAAAAGUGAAUCAAGAAAUCGGUGCUACGUCACAUGACCGCGGCCCGCGACCGUUGCAUAUUUGUUUUUUCUGCGUACUGUUGCGCGCACUCGGUCGAUGUCGACGCCCUAUCACUCGCUCACUGAGACUGUGACUCGAGCGGGCAGGUAGCUACAGGCCCUCUAAUUAAUGCGCUUGCAAUUGUAAUUAAAAGAAAAAUUUAUUUUGCAAAUAGUGUUUGCUACAACAAAGGAGUCUGGGAAAAGAAGGAGGAAAUAUUAGAAGAUUCGGACGACGCAACCACAGAGACAAUCACGAAAUAAUGUCCGAUCAUCUGGAAUCUUCCAACAUAGAGGGCAUGAAGUAUGAGAAUAUUUAUCGCGACGUCCGCUUGCCCAUAGCACGUGCAGCCGUAGCAUACAUCACCCCUCCGCACGCUAUACUCUGUCCUAACAGUGGUUUUGACCCUGAAAAGAUAAUAGUGACGGCCAUUUGUUGGACACUAGGAAAACGACCAACAAGCAUACCCGAGUACCCAAUCGUGUUGUACAACCAAUCUGUGAUAUCCAAAACAAUAGACAUGAUAAAAAACGUUCACUCUGAUCAGAUCCUAGUCUUUCUUGGCAUGGCAGGACUGAUGACUAUCGCCAAAAAGCUCGGAUCCGACAUGGAUGCAAAUGGUGAAUACCUCAUCAAUAGAUGGCAAGAUGUUUGUAGCGCAACCGAAAUAGAAAACAUCUUCAUAUCGAGUGUUGUUUCGCGGGAGCGAUACAUGACCUUUAUUAGAACAUUAGAGAUUUGGCAGAUUGGGAUUGAAUCGAGACCUGCACUCUACAGAAGCCUUCUUGUUGCCGCCCUGGACUGUCCGGAAGAAUCUCCUAUGCUUGUGAAAACUGCGAUGGCUAAAGUAAAAAUAGAGAUUCAAUAUUUCGGCAUGGAGAUGAUACUAAAGAUGGAUGCCUUUGUGUCUUUACAAAAUAUAAAUGUAAAUAAAGCCAUCUUCCUCCCGGAUAUCGCACAACAAGCUGCGGAUCUCAGAAGAGCUAUGGACGAGUUACGUACAAGAUAUGGAGAUCGUUUCCCAUAUUUGGAAAUUUACAGGCUCAAAGGAAGCGAUCGCCUCAAUUGUAGCAAAUACCCAGACCUUUUCUAUGCGGUUGUUGCGACCGAAGUUGCCAACAAAAAGACAAUCCCUGAUAGCGUAAGGCAUAUUUUGAUAGAUUUGCAGACUCGUACCGAUAGACAUAUCAUAGAUGCUGAAGUAGAUAAAACGCUGAAAUUCGAGAUCCUUGAUCUUGAUGAGGUAACUACCGCCAAUCUCCGUUUCCUUAAUAUUGAGUCGCGUCUCUUCUGUAAGCGUCGAGAAAAAAAUGAUGACAACGAGAUACUAUUGAAGGGCCGAAAGAUUAAAUAAAUGCAGAAACUUAUUAACAUCUUGUUAUACGAUAAAAUAUCAACUAAUUGCGAGAUAUAUCAGUUGCUUGAAAUUUAUAGGAUAAUCUCAUAAGUAUGAAUAAUAAAAAUAACAGAAGAUGUAUCAGCCAGAGCGAUUAUUUAUUUUUACAUAAGUUCGAUGGAAAGUAAUAAGUGAUGAUAGGAUGAUUUUCGCGAAAGAGAUAUUAUGUCUCCAAAUUUAU
Messenger RNA from Temnothorax curvispinosus, 1837 nucleotides. RefSeq lists its product as uncharacterized. The coding region runs from base 523 to 1614 and encodes 363 amino acids. The record is from RefSeq and is a predicted model, not a curated record. NCBI's taxonomy places the organism in Eukaryota, Metazoa, Arthropoda, Insecta, Hymenoptera, Formicidae. The transcript has 4 exons.